Cokeromyces recurvatus is the source of this 1468-nucleotide messenger RNA. RefSeq lists its product as uncharacterized. The transcript has 7 exons. The record is from RefSeq and is a predicted model, not a curated record. The coding region runs from base 111 to 971 and encodes 286 amino acids. Lineage: Eukaryota; Fungi; Mucoromycota; Mucoromycetes; Mucorales; Mucoraceae.
UUUUUUGAAACUUCUUCCUUUACAAAUAUAUACAUAUAUUUAUACAUAUAUAUAAAUAUAUGUAAGCCUUUUUUUUUUUGUGUGUGUGUGUAUAUGUAUAUUUAUUAAACAUGACAUCUGUUGCCCCUACCACUCAAUGUGACUUUACUUCUUCUGUUAAUAAGGAGUAUAAAAAAUCUCAUAUACAUAAAAAGAAAACAGGAGCCAAAAGGAUAAGAUCCCUAAAAGUUAGACAGCAAUUAUUAGAGUAUUGUAACUUUUCUCCUAACAAGAUUCAGCCACGUUCAUCAGCGAAGAGAACAGUCAUCACUACUAUUGAAAACAAACAAGAAGCCGAUGAAGAAAACACUACAAGUCAAUAUGUCUUAACAGAAACUCAAGCUAGUAACAUCUUGAUUGAUUUAGCAAAUAGUCAGCAACAGAAGAAGACAAUGACAGUAGUGUCUGAAAAAGACAAACAAAAGGAAAAAGAAGUAAUAGAAAAGAAAAAAGAGGUCAACUUUAGAAAGCCGGCAAGAAUGAUUGCAAUCCCUAAAAGAUCUAUUAAAAAGCCCUCUUCUUCAAAUAUUCAUGAUCCUCUUGGCCUUCUUUUAGCAGCAGCAGAAGCUAUUCAUAAUGAGGAUAAACUGACUAAGAAUAUAAUAACUGUAAACAAUCAACAAGAAAGAAAGAGAAGACAUAAUGAUAUAGAUCCUCUUAAGACUGAUGAUAAUAACACAAAGCAUCCCGUUAAUAAGAAACGUCAAAAAAGAACAGCAUCUAACGUCAAAAAUAAUAGCAAAACAAAGCCAGCUAAAAAAGAAAAUAACAAGGACGCCACUACAAAGCAACAAAAUCAAUCCAUAGAAUAUAGUCUUAAGAUAAAGCGAAAUGCUUUACAUGCAUAUAUAUCAUACAUGAUAUAUAAUAGUAGUAUAGCACAAAAUAAUACACCAAAUAUAAACAGUCAUAAGGUAAGCAUAAGUACAUGAAUGUAUUCAUAUACUAACCUAUUCUAUAUAUAUACUUCAAGUAAAACAGUAGUAGCAACAUCAAUAACCACGAGUUUUAUCCUCUCUCCUCCCCCUCCAACUUUUCCCUACCAUUAUGACUAUAAUUCUUCUCCUCUAUUAUGGUUUUCACUAUGACUACCAUCAUCAUCGCAGUAGUACCAGAAGCGAGAGUCGCAGUAGUAGUAGUAGUAGACAUUCUUCCUUCAUAAAACGAAAAAAAAACGAAACAAAACAAAAAAACAAAAACAACAACUGGGCCACUCCUUUAGCAGAAAAGGAAAAAGAACCAACUUUUCUUAUAAAAGAAGUAUCUACGGUAGAAUAAUUACAAUUAUUUAAUUGACAAAUUUCCUUCAAUUUGGAACCGAAUCUUAAAUAUAUUUGUUAGCUGACAGUUUUCCUUUCAACUUUAAAUAUAUUUGUUAAUAAAUUAAGUUUUCAUACUUGUAUAUACAUUGAUUCAUAAUAAACAGUGG